AUGACCGACUCUGCUGUCACUCGAGUGCCACCCGAAAUUUGGUGGAUAAUCUUGGACGAAGUAAUCGACCUUCCGGGAUAUCUCAAUACUACAUUUAAUGGGAAUGAUUGGAUCGGCUAUCUGUAUACUAUACAAGAGGUCACAACCCUACUAGAAACGAAGAGGGGGCCUUUUCUGUGGAGCGGAGGCACCGUCACGUCUGCUCAAGUGGGCUACAGAGCGCCGACGAGAGCACCGGCCCAAGUAAGGACGACCUCAGAAAAGCGUACCGAGCUCACCUCAAAGGACGAUGAGGCCUUAAAUCUGGGCCAGUUUCCACGUUCAAGAAUAUCAAAUGGCUCGAGUAUGAUAUACAGUGGCAAAAACCCGAGCCUCGUACCGUCCAGAAGGACAGAACACGCAUCUUAUUGCCUAGACUCAAGUAUUGGGAUUUAUAGGCCAAGACCUGAGCAAAUAGCCUCUGUCCACAUGCGUGGAGUGAUAGGCUCGUACUCCUUUCCUCAAAGGGCCUCCAAGUGUCCCGUGGAUGGACCAUUUUUAUUCCUUUUGGCCUCAAUUCCCAGUCAUAACCACAGAAUUGGAUUUAUUUGGGCUGGGAAUAUGACAUAUCAUCUUUACCUGAUCCCGACCACAUACUUCCUUCAACUGAUGAUCUACUCGAGGAGCUCUGCUGUGUCUCGAACUCCACUCGAAGUUUGGUGGAUGAUCUUAGAUGAGGCUAUAGACGUUCCAAUAUUCUUCUCAACCGUCUACAGUGGCGAUAAUUGGAUCCGUGACUCGAAGGUAUGUGUCUUCAAAGAGGAAGGAAAAGAAUACAGAGAGAAGGAAAAGCAAAGGAAGACGAUUUCAUUAGUCUCGGUCUUUAUGGGGAAGAAACUUUCACCCCACCCUGACCUGAAAGCGGCUCGAAGGGUUUUUAUAAGCCAUGCAAUUGGCGAAAAUGUUUCAGCAUGGGUAGGGGAAAGGGCCGAUUGGCAGGUUAUCCGAUUGGAAGACGCUGACGCAAAAGAAAUGGCCCGAGUGUCCUUGCCAUGCCUUCGACGUCUAGUAUUGUCCCUGCCAACGGAGAAAGUACUCGAUCUAAGCAGCUAUCUGCGUGACUUAGGAUGGUCGGAGCAGCUUACAUGGCUCGAGUUCUCUCCAAACGUUGAUGGCCAUUCUUCACUGAGCGGCUAUACGUUCGUCAAUGGGACCCUAAAAACAUAUCCUCUUGGAUGGACUCAAACAAUCUACGACAACUUAUCAUAUUGGGAGGCCUCAUGA
Messenger RNA from Acaulospora colombiana, 1263 nucleotides. Lineage: Eukaryota; Fungi; Glomeromycota; Glomeromycetes; Diversisporales; Acaulosporaceae. The record is from the annotation of a GenBank genome assembly.